Messenger RNA from Kluyveromyces lactis, 1011 nucleotides. RefSeq lists its product as uncharacterized. The coding region runs from base 1 to 1011 and encodes 336 amino acids. NCBI's taxonomy places the organism in Eukaryota, Fungi, Ascomycota, Saccharomycetes, Saccharomycetales, Saccharomycetaceae. The transcript has a single exon. The record is from RefSeq and is a predicted model, not a curated record. Gene Ontology annotation, molecular function: protein binding.
AUGGCGUUGUUGAAGAGGAGCAUAACAUGGGAUUCUGAUCAUAGCAGAGUGAAAGUGCUAAAAUGCCUGUUUGAAAACAGUGCACCACUGAAUUUUGAGAAGUUUUUGGAGAACAUACCACACGAAGUGUUAUUGAUGUUACUUGACGAAAUUACAAGUAAAGAUAGGAUAUCCUUGUCAUGCACAUCAAAAGCAAUACGAUUGGUACUCAGACCAUACGUUUUUUCAAGCGCUAAAUGUCCGUGGGAAGAGCUACUAGAUGUUGAUCAUUGGUCAGUGGAUUCCACAAUACUCAAUUUAAUUGAGUCAUUGCGAAUAUCAACGUCGUGUUCAAAGAACGAAUGGACAUAUCCGUUUCAUGAACUUUUCACUUGCUCUACAAAUAGAGGUCUUGAUAAUCUAUCUUCAUUGCAAUUGCAAAGCUCUGGAUCUACGAGCUUCUUCAAGUAUUGCAAUGUUGGUACAAAUCUAAGGAGGUUAGUAAUAAAUACAACAAAAGAAAAAUCCCUUUUUAGCUUGAACCAUGUGAGACCAUUCGUGAAUUUGGAAACUUUAGAGGUCUCCAAUUUUCAAAUUGAUGAUUUCGAAGAUGAACCAGACCUUUGCCCUUAUCUUAAGGACUUAAAACUUACCAACUGUACUUGGGAAUAUCCCUUUAUGAUAGAAAAUUUUGGCAGGCACAAAAUUGUAACACUAAGUCUUCAUUAUUCUAAUUCUUUUAUUAUAAGUGAACGUUUCAGGGUUUUCCUUUUAAAACCUGGUUUCACCAGAUUAGAGAGUUUGGAGAUAACAAACACAGAAAGGAACCUAAAAUUGACCAUAUCCUUAGAAAUUAUGAAACUGAUACAAGCCAUUCCUACCUUGAGGAUAUUGAAGCUAAAAGGAAACAUUUAUAACGAAACUUUAAACAAUUUCACAAAGGUUGAUUUUGACAAUUGCAUGAAGUAUCUCGCGCUUGAUAACGUCAAGGUAUUUUACUCAAGUUUUUUUACCGAAGAACAAGAAUCGUAA